GGAAACAUGGAGAGAGGUAAACUGUCGCAGAGGAACAAAUGACGUUCCUGAUGGGGCGAUCGUCAUCCUCGCCGAGGCCUUUUCCCCGCCAACGCAAUUCAACUAGCAACGACUCACCAGUCACCACCAAACCUCCCCUCCCCUCCCCUCCCAAUCCCUCAAUUCUCUUGAUGGUGCGUGGUGCAGGCUUCGAUGUCGGCAGAUCUGUUCGCAGAGUUCGGAAAUGGGCCAUCCACUAGGCAGCCUUCAAAUGCUGCCCGCCAGCAAGCGCCCGCACCUCAGGCGGGCUCUCUAAUCGACGGUCUCGAUGCAUUCGAAAAUGCUACACUCGCCCAAUCUACUCCUCGCCAUCUCAGCGAGCCCGCGCCUCUAUCUGGAACUCGCAAGCACUCGAUACAAUAUGAUGACUUUGGAGAGUUUGAACUACCGCAGGCUGGUAACAACAACGAUGUGCUUUUCGAUGCCGCGCUCGAGAGAUUUUCAGACGAUGGCAGUGAUGAUUGGGGUGAGUUUGAAACUGCAGAGCCCUCAGUAGGCCAUAUCAAUCAAUACCAUGCCGAAAAGCCCGCCGAGAGGCAGAAGACCAUAAAUAAGCCGGCGGCCAGCGCUUUACAAAGUACUCGAUCACCGUCGGGACCUUCGGGGUCGGUGGAUCUAUUAGACUCAUUGGACUCGCUUUCAUUCCAAAAUAAGCCGGCAGCUAGUUAUCAUCAUUCCUCAGAUAUACUGGUCGAUGAUAGCCCAGCAACGAAGGUUGGCCGCAUACAAAAUGCAAAACCGAAACUCCCCGUGCAAGAAGAGCCGCUCGAGGAAUGGGGUGAUUUUACAGAUGGACCGAUAGAGGCCACCCAAAGUUCUAACUCAAAGGUUGCGGACCACCAAGGAGUGCCCAGACAAGAGGAAGACUCGCCGCAAACGUUGAAGCCUACUGCAAAACCAGAAGCAACCAAAAUGCCCAAAUCAAUGGCACAGUCUCCUCCUGCUGGCCAUGUGCGUCCCACAAAUAUCCCCCCUCCGUCAAUCUUACUAGAGUUGUUCCCUCAACUUUUUGAGCGCCUACGACAGGAUGGUGCGGAGGCAAAGAGGAAUUUGCAACAAAGGGAAAUUCUCGAAUCAGUUUCUCUAUCCAUCAUUAACACUCUAAAAACCAUCGCAAGAGUUAUCGCGGGCCGUACUUUGCGAUGGAAAAGGGAUGCGAUUUUGAGUCAGAGCAUGCGAAUCGGUCCUGCACGCUCAGGCAAGACAGGAGGGAUGAAACUGAGUACCGUGAAUAAGAACGAGGAUAUUAAAGAGCAACAAGAGACCGUCGAUGUCAUAAAUAUGUGGCGAGAUCGUGCUGCACUAUUUAACUCCGUUAUUCAGGCCGCAGGGAAGCGUCCGGUGCAAGUUGUUCUCGAGAACACCCGCGUAACAACCGCCAUGGCCAGUCAGGGAGCUAUAAAAGCCCCGCACGCAUGCGCGCUUUGUGGAUUGAAGCGAGACGAAAGAAUACCCAAGAUCGACGAAAAUGUAGAGGACAGCUUCGGUGAGUGGUGGACGGAGCAUUGGGGCCACACUGAGUGCAGACAAUUCUGGGAGGACAAUAUGGGCCUCCUUGGACAACGAUGAGACUGCCAUCGUGGUAAUCCGCUUGACAUGUUCGGCAUUUGUUCAUGUCAGGCGGCUUACCUUGAGGUUGCACGAUCCAAAAGGCAUCAUCCGCCAAAUUUGUGACACGACAUACAAUACCUACAGGCCCUCUUCCACUUCAUGGAAGCGACAUAUUCAGGGUUUAUAUCGUGACGGCAUGCGGAGUUCCAUUCAGCUCUAUGAGCUACGUCAUGGUGUAGCUACUUGUCGUAUGCCUAAUCGGCGAUAACAGAUAAGCAAUCGGCACUCCCGGCUCGGAUGGCAGAGAAUAGAUUGGAGAAAUAGUCACCAUAGUAGUUGGCAGAAAGGCAUACUCCAUAGCUUUUACAAUACUAGAGGAUUGAACAUGUCCAG
This is a messenger RNA of Aspergillus versicolor CBS 583.65, 1983 nucleotides long. RefSeq lists its product as uncharacterized. Lineage: Eukaryota; Fungi; Ascomycota; Eurotiomycetes; Eurotiales; Aspergillaceae. Bases 193 to 1608 code for a protein of 471 amino acids. The record is from RefSeq and is a predicted model, not a curated record. The transcript has a single exon.